CAAUCAGCUAACAGGCGGCAACAGCUGUUUCGCAUGUACAUACAUAGGUGGGUACAUACAUGAGCACCGCCCACCCACCCAUUCAGACGCCAAGUCUCGCCGUCUGAAAGAUAGCUAAACAAGUUCCCAUAUCAGUGUUCCAUGCCCAUUCGGAAUUUGACGAUAUGCGGGGAUUAUGCCCGAUGAUGUAUUAAAUGCUUUUUAAAAGCCAACCCACCUAAUCAAGUGCAAAUAAGAUUCGGGUUGUGGCUGAUAAGGGCCGAUAAGGUCUCGCGGGGAGUGGAAGGUUGGGGAAGGGGCAAUGAAAUCUAGCAGACAGAUUAAAAAUAGUAACUCACUGGUACGCCACCGAAAGAGGGCCAGAGAGAACGGAAACAGAGAGCCCGAACAUAUUGCCCCAACGAACCGGUACAAUGUGGCGAACGAGCAGCGGAAUCGGUCACUCAAUAAGUGGCACUGCUCCAAGCAAGACGCUCCAUAACGUCUAUAAAUAAAGAUUCGGCCGGAUCGAAACUCGGCGGAUCGCGAUCGCUGCCACUGGCGGGAAGUGCGGGGUACUGUGCGAGUUAUAAAACACGCAGCCGCCAGCCACUAGAAAGUGCAUUCUACCACGUGCCUUUUCGAAUACUUUGUCUUCAAAAUUGAAUAAUGACCAGCCAGAAGAGCGGAAACGGCACCGCUCCAGGCCAGGCCACGGGCAACGGCCAUUUGGACGCAGAGGCAGCGGAAGGGCCUCCCCCCGCACACGGCGACGAGGACAACUCGCUGGACGCCAUCCUGGUGAGGAUCGGCCAGUUUGGGCGCUAUCAGAUCAUCAACUAUGUGCUGCUGUGCGUGCCCAUGCUCUUCAACGCCUUCUUUUCGAUCUCCUAUGUUUUUACCGCGAGCACAGUGGUGCACAGGUGCAAUGUUCCUCAGUGCGAUACGCCCAGUAGCUUAUACGAAGAAAGCUGGUUGAAUUUUUCGAUUCCGUAUAAGAACUCCGCGUGGGAUAACUGUCAUCGGUAUGUGGCCAAUGAAUCGGAUCCGUCCGUUGAUUACUGCGAAGCUAAAUACUUCUCCAAUGACGUGGAAACCUGCGGAAAGGACUUUAAAUUCAGGGAUGAGGAGAAAACCAUCUCAACCGAGUUUGGGAUUUACUGCAACGAUGAGUGGAUGCUCACAUUGGUAGGAACCAUCAACAACGUGGGUCAGUUCGUUGGCAUUCCCUUGGGAGGAUUCUUUGCCGAUCGGUAUGGGCGUCGAACCAUGUUGGCCUAUGCCGGCACCCUAAGCGCCUUCAUGGGCGUCAUCCGGUCGCUGUCCAACAACUACUACAUGUUUCUGGUGUUCGAGUUCCUGGACAUGGCGGUGGGCAGCACCCUGUUUCCAACCGCCUUCCUGCUGGCCAUCGAGUUGGUGGGUCCCAAGCGCCGGGUGGCAGCAGCGACUAUUAUUACAAUCGCUUACUCCCUUGGGGAGGCCUUUCUCGGGUUUCUGGCCUCGCAGGUGCAGGAUUGGCGCUGGCUGCUCCGUGUCCUCUACGCGCCGGCCGUGCUGCAGGUUCUCUUCCUGUGGAUCCUGCCGGAAAGCGUCCGCUGGCUGCUGAGUCAGGGCGCCGAGGAGAGGGCUGCCGACGUCCUGCGGCAGGCGGCACGCACCAACAAACGUCCGCUGCCUGAGGAGCAGGUGGAGGAGCUGCUUGCCGGCAAUCGGGAGAAGCUAAGCCAGUCCAACGAGAGCCAAUACCCCAUCAGGAAGGCCGUGCGGUUCUUCGCCCUGCGGAUCGCCAAUUGCUGCCUUUGUUGGUUCACCCACACACUGAUCGCCUUGGGACUGAGCCUUAAUUCCGUCAACCUGGGAGGCAACAAGUACACCAACUUCAUGCUGAAUGGCGUCAUUCAGGUGCCGGGCCUGCUUCUGCCCCUCAUCAUUAUGGAUCGAAUCGGCAGACGGUACUCGCUUUGCGCCUCCAUGCUGCUCUGCGCCAUCUGCAUGGGCGCCUCCGCAGGAGUGGGGGCAGAUAACUACGCGGGAGCCUUGACCCUCUUCCUCAUAGGAAAGCUGGCUAUCACGUGCAGCUUCCAGAUCCUGUACUUCUUUACCUCCGAGAUAUUUCCGACCAAUGUUCGGAACAGCCUGUUGUCUUUUUGCUCCAUGGUGGGUCGCAUUGGUUCCAUGCUGGCCCCACAGACUCCCCUGCUGGCCAAGUAUUACAUCUACGCCCCACAGAUCCUGUUUGCCACUUUCGCGCUUAUCAGCGGCUUUUUAACCUUGGCCUUCCCGGAGACGGCGGACAAGGUGCUGCCCACCACUAUGGAGGAGGCCCUCAACCUGGCCAACCAUCGGCGACAGCCAGGCGUAGGGGAGGAGGAGGCGCCGGAAGCGGAAGCGUCACGGAGAGAGGAUAAAAGUAAAAGAGAUUACCUUUCAUAG
Molecule: messenger RNA, 2415 nt
Organism: Drosophila bipectinata
Lineage: Eukaryota; Metazoa; Arthropoda; Insecta; Diptera; Drosophilidae
Product: organic cation transporter protein-like
Biological process (GO): transmembrane transport
Cellular component (GO): membrane
Molecular function (GO): transmembrane transporter activity
Source: RefSeq, a predicted model, not a curated record